AUGAAGAAGAGUUCCCUACAAAUUCAGCAGCUGUUCGAAGACGACUCAUCAACAAAAACUACGAAUGCAGCGCAGAGAAAGAAAUCGGAAAGUUCUGGUAAGAUCAAACAGUCCGCAAACUUGGUCAAUAAGUCCGUAGGGACCGCAAACAAACAUUCAUCUCAGACAGCAACAGCAUCUCACGAAAAGAAAUCCAGGGGCAGGCACGUGCAACAGGAUCGUACAGUGAUGACGCCAAAGACAACGAUCACUAAAUACGGGGAAACCUUAUCUGUCUAUGAGCUCGACGAAAUCAAACUCUACCCUAAAAUCUACUGUUUCGGCCAGCACGCCAAUAAAAUCGGCGCAAAAGGACAAAGCUCCAGCAGCAAGAACAACUACGACUACGACGACAGUGAACAUUUCUACAAAGUCAUCCCAAAUGACCACAUUGGCUACAGAUACGAAAUAGCAGACAGACCGCUGUUAGGACAGGGCACGUUUGGACAGGUAAUUAAAGCAUACGACAUGAAAGAAAGACAGUUUGUGGCUCUGAAGCUUGUAAGAAACGAGAAAGAUUAUUUGAAGCAGUCUCGGGAAGAGCUCAGGAUACUCCACGUGUUAAAGAAAUACGACAUUGACGGGACGUUCAACAUUGUCACCGUUAAGGAAUUCUUUAUGUUUCGCAACCACAUGGUCAUGUCAUUUGAACUGCUGGGAGUAAAUCUGUAUCAGGCGCUCAAACUGAACCUGUUUCGUGGACUGCCAAUGCCAAAGGUACGGGCAGUUGCCAGGGCAAUACUCAAGAGUCUUGAGCUCUUAUUCAAGCUGCGGAUAGUACAUUGUGACGUGAAACCAGAAAAUAUAUUGUUUCGGAAAAACGGUGAUUACAGUUCUGUCAAGCUUGUAGAUUUUGGCUCUAGUUGCUACGAACAGAGUCAGAUCUAUCGUUACAUUCAGUCUCGCUACUACCGGGCACCGGAAGUCAUCCUUGGAUUUAGGUAUGGCCCUGCCAUUGAUAUGUGGAGUCUGGGCUGUGUCCUUGGUGAGCUUGCGAAAGGAACUCCGAUCUUUACGGGAGAAGAUGAGUUCGACCAACUGGCAGCCAUUGAGGAAGCACUUGGCCCUGUCCCUAGCAAUAUGGCAAGUAGGAUUAAACACCGACCGCCACUGAGGAAAGAUCGAGGACCACCGGGCAGCAAGCCACUAAAGACCAUUUUGACUGGAGACGAUGUUUUCAAGGAUGUACUCAAAAUGAUGUUGGAGCUUCAUCCUGAUGUCCGACCCACGCCAAUGGAGUUGCAAGACCACCAGUGGUUUAGCAUUUCACUGUCUGCGCUGGACAGGAAGCAAGCAUCGCAGAUGACAGCCUCUUCAAAUACCAGCUACACUCGGAAAUAA
Molecule: messenger RNA, 1380 nt
Organism: Candidula unifasciata
Lineage: Eukaryota; Metazoa; Mollusca; Gastropoda; Stylommatophora; Geomitridae
Source: the annotation of a GenBank genome assembly